Molecule: messenger RNA, 8100 nt
Organism: Coregonus clupeaformis (lake whitefish)
Lineage: Eukaryota; Metazoa; Chordata; Actinopteri; Salmoniformes; Salmonidae
Product: protein strawberry notch homolog 2-like
Exons: 28
Coding region: 1658-6157 (1499 amino acids)
Biological process (GO): regulation of DNA-templated transcription
Cellular component (GO): nucleus
Molecular function (GO): chromatin DNA binding; histone binding
Source: RefSeq, a predicted model, not a curated record
ACCCCUAAACCUAACCCCUAACCCUAAACCUAACCCCUAACCCUAAACCUAACCCCUAAGCCUAAAAUAGUAUUUCCCUGUGGUUACCAACGAAAUGUCCCCACUUGUCCUAAUGUUCCUUGUUUUACUAUCCUUGUGAGGACUACUGGUCCCCACAAGGGUUGUAGAACAAAAAACACACACACACACUGACUCCGUAGUCUUGGACAGAGAAAAUUAUUUGUGAGUAUUUAUGGACGUUAUUGAGAUGUUGCAAGUUCUUGGCAAUACGAAUUUGCCUUGUAGCUAAUUUCCCUGCUGUUUGAUGAUCGAACACACGCUCCAUCCGGGUCUUUUUAUUCCAUAGUUGUCCGGACUAGCCUGUUAUUCGAGACGAGCAAUACAGGUUUGAUCUCUCUCUGAAUGUUAUUGCAUUACACUUUUGUUUAUCAUGUCCUUCUGUCCUGACCAAAUGUAUAAGCUUGGAGGUCACCUUAACUGGCUUUAUCUCCCCAGACUGCAAUAACAGUUAUGCAUCAGGUGAGAGGUGAUUAGUGACAGUUUACUUUCUGUUUGGCCUGCCUGCCCUACAUACACUAGAUUGUGUAUGACCAGCUUGAACCAGUCCAAUAGAUGUUAUAAAAUAGCCUUUUAGUCACAGGUAGUUACAGAAAUAUUAGAGAUUGUUGAUGCUGCAUAACUGGGUUGUGGUUUUGUAACACUACAUAACAAGCUAAAUAUUCCUGGGAAAUGCUUGCAGUCAGUGAGGCACUGUGGCACGGGGCCGACUGGCUUUGUGUUAUUGGAAUGCUGCUAGUACUGACGCAUUCUGCCAAGGCAGCAAUAUCACUGUCAUGUCAGGAGAGGCUACAGGGUUAGGCUCGGGAUUUCCAGUUUUAUUUGAAGCUUUAGGAUGCUGCACUGUGACCCUUGCUAGGUGGCUGACGGUGACCCUUCAAAAUAAACAGAUAAACAUGUUCUAUUACAGGUGUUGUUUUUCCAGACUGAUCAGGAAACCCUUAUUUCUGAUGCUAGGAAAUCUGGAAUACAUUUUCGGGAUUUACCACACUGACUAUUGUGUGCCGAUCAAAUCCCUGAAUCUCCAUGUUAAAACACCCUCACACCAAGCUUUGCUCUUGCUGUACAAAACCGCCUGGCUUUAGACCAACAGCAGCUCUCCCCGUGGCUUAUCUCUCCAUUCCUAUGUGAGCCCGUUCUUUAAAUAACAACCUCAAUUAUCCUCCAGCUGAUCUGUGGCCUGUGUUGGAGGACAGUUUCAUCCCUCAAUCCCCCAUGUAGAGAUCAGCUCACACAGGAUUUGAGCCUGGGAGCUGUACGGUUGUUACUUUUACUUUCUUUCUAUACUGCCCUCCUCAUUUGGGCACCGUCAUGCCCUGCCUGCUGUGACUCAGUGAGAAAGUGAAAAUAUCAGACAGGCAGCAGAGGUUCCUGAGAAAGCCAUCAAAGGGGGUGUUUUUCCACUGAACUAGGUCGUGAUUCCAGGAAGAGAGAGUGAAAGAGCAGAGCGCCUCUCCGUUCCCUGAAGCGCAGAGGGGAGUCACAUGAAGCCCUGAGCUCAGAGAGCCGUGACUCGACACAGCUGUGUGCCACUCCAGUGUCUUUGUGUUGGUGUGUGUGUUACAAGUCGACUCGGUACAGCGCCAGUGUGUUUGUGUUGAUGUCUGUGGAUUUCUGUGCGAGUCUGACUCUGGACGAAGGCAGUAUGGUCAGUGUACAGUCAGCGUGGCCUCCGUGGAUCAUGGAACCCGAUGACGGGCAAUACCACUUGAAUGCCACCAUGCCGGAUAUGCACAUCGACAUGUUCAGCCAUUCUGGGUUUCAUGACGAUUUCCCCUCCCUCAGCCUCCCCAGAAACGGAGACUUCCCUCAGGACCUGUCCUGCAUCGAUGACCUCUCCAACAACUCUCUGUUCUCCUCUCCGGCCGACUCUCUGUCAGAGUACGCCGAUGCCCAGGCCUUCAUCCAUGCAGACAACCUGGCCCAUGUGCCCACGUUAUGGGACAUAAACACACCAGCACAGAGCCAGCUGGUGCUAAAUGCCAACAGGUUUCAGGGUUUGAGCAGUUUGGAGGAUAUCUCUGCCAUUAUCAGCACCCCACCUUUGGGAGGAUACCAGGCUCAGAGAACCCAGACCCCGGCAGAAGAGGAGGCAGAGGAGGAGGAGGAGGAGACAGAGGAGCUGGGACAUGUAGACACCUACGCCGACUACAAACCAUCCAAAUCCACCAUAGGGAUCUCCCACCCAGACAUAGUGGUGGAGACCAACACGCUGUCCAGCGUCCCUCCUCCUGACAUCACCUACACUCUGUCCAUUGCUGACUCCACCAUCAAACGUGGCCUGCUCUCCGCCCUGCAGCUAGAGGCCAUCAUCUACGCCUGCCAGCAACAUGAGGUGAUCCUUCAGAACAACCAGAGAGCAGGCUUCCUGAUAGGAGAUGGGGCCGGAGUGGGGAAGGGCCGUACGGUGGCUGGCAUCAUCCUGGAGAAUUACCUAAAAGGAAGGAAGAAAGCACUAUGGUUCAGUGUGUCCAAUGACCUGAAAUAUGACGCCGAGAGAGAUCUCAAAGACAUAGAAGCUCCCACUAUUCCUGUGCAUGCCUUAAACAAGAUAAAGUAUGGAGACACAGCUACCUCAGAAGGAGUCCUGUUUGCGACAUACUCUGCUCUGAUCGGGGAGAGUCAAGCAGGAGGGCAGCACCGCACCAGACUCAAGCAGAUCCUGGACUGGUGCAAGCCCGGCUUUGACGGAGUCAUUGUGUUUGACGAAUGCCACAAGGCCAAGAAUGCCACGUCCACCAAGAUGGGCAAGGCCGUGCUGGACCUGCAGCACAAGCUGCCCCUGGCCAGGGUGGUUUACGCCAGUGCCACAGGUGCCUCUGAGCCAAAGAACAUGAUUUAUAUGAGCCGCCUGGGGAUCUGGGGCGACGGCACGCCCUUCAAGACCUUUGAUGAUUUCCUGCACGCCAUCGAGAAGAGGGGUGUGGGCGCCAUGGAGAUUGUUGCCAUGGACAUGAAGGUGAGCGGGAUGUACAUCGCCCGGCAGCUGAGCUUCUCAGGGGUGUCCUUCCGCAUCGAGGAGAUCGGCCUGGACGACGACUUCAAACUGGUCUACAACAAAUCUGCCAAACUGUGGGCGGAGGCUCUGGCCGUGUUCAUGUGUGCGGCGGAUGAGCUGCGUCUUGUCAGCAGGAAGUCCCUGUGGGGUCAGUUCUGGUCGUCUCACCAGCGCUUCUUCAAAUACCUCUGCAUCGCCGCCAAGGUUCGCUGCCUGGUGGAGCUGGCCAAGAAGGAGCUGAAGGCUGGCAAGUGCAUUGUGAUUGGUCUGCAGUCUACAGGAGAGGCCCGAACCAGAGAGGUCCUGGAUGAGAACGAUGGACACCUGGAUAGAUUUGUAUCCGCAGCAGAGGGGGUGUUCAAAGCUCUGGUACAGAAACACUUUCCCUCCGAAAAGCCGAGGAGAGAGAAAGCGCCUGGAAACAAGAGAAAACGUAAGCCCAGGGGCCGGCAGCCCAAGUUCCCAAAGCACACCAUGGUGGAUCCGGGGGGUGUAAUCAACAUCAGUGACGACAGCAGCACGGACACGGACGGCAUGGACACCGACUCCAACUCCUCGCCCGACUCCCUGCUGGACAACAACAACGACGACGACGUCAUCUUCGUCAACACCAGGAUAGAAGAGAUGAAGCAGGGCCUCCUGAACAAGAUCGCUGACCUGGGGAAGGAACUACCUCUGAACACUCUGGACGAACUCAUCGACAAGUUUGGAGGUCCAGAGAUGGUCUCGGAGAUGACGGGUCGUAAGGGCCGUGUGGUGCGACGUCCUGACGGGAGCGUGCGUUACGAGUCGCGUGCGGAGCAGAGCCAUACCAUCGACCACAUCAACCUCAAGGAGAAGGACCGUUUCAUGUGCGGAGAGAAGCUGGUGGCCAUCAUCUCGGAGGCGGCCAGCUCGGGCAUCUCCCUGCAGGCAGACAAGCGGGUGAAGAACCAGUGUCGGAGGGUCCACAUGACACUGGAGCUGCCCUGGAGCGCAGACAGAGCCAUCCAGCAGUUUGGUCGUACCCAUCGCUCCAACCAGGUGACGGCUCCAGAGUACAUCUUCCUCAUCUCUGAGCUGGCCGGGGAGAGACGCUUUGCCUCCAUCGUGGCCAAGAGACUGGAGAGCCUGGGUGCAUUGACCCACGGUGACAGGAGAGCCACAGAGUCCAGAGACCUGAGCAAAUACAACUUUGAAAACAAGUAUGGUACCAAGGCUCUGGAUAAGAUCACCAAAGCCAUCCUGGGUCACAUCGAGAGCAAGGUGUCCCCUCCCAAAGGCUACCCCGGGGGCGAUGCGCUGUUCUUCAGAGACAUGAAGCAUGGCAUGAUGGACGUGGGCAUCUUCUGCAAGGAGCCUCGCUUUGGUCUCAGUACUGAGAAAGACUGCAGCAUCACCAAGUUCCUCAACAGGAUCCUGGGCCUGGAGGUCCACAAGCAGAACUCUCUGUUCCAGUACUUCACUGACAACUUUGACUACCUGAUCGAGAAGGACAAGAAGGAGGGCAAAUACGACAUGGGCAUCUUAGAUCUGGCCCCAGGUAACGAUGAAAUCUAUGAGGAAAAGCAGGAGACCUUCAUGACAGUGGGUAAUCCCCAGGACGGACAGGUUGUGCUCUACAAGAUCAGCGUGGAUAGAGGGAUGCCCUGGGAGGAGGCCUACGAGAAGGCCCAGAACCUCAACAGUCCUGACGAGGGCUUCUACCUCUCCCACAAGUUGCGGGGGAACCACCCAUGUGUGCUGCUGGCGGAGCAGGGCCGAGGGAGGAACUUCAUCGUCUACAAGCCCAACAUCGGCAAGCAGGCCCACCCCGAGAGCCUGGACAACCUGCAGCUACGCUACCGCAAGGUGACCCCAGACCAAGCCAAGGACAGCUGGGAGAGCCAGUUCAACUUCUCCUUUGGGAAAUGUAGCCAUGCUAACUGGAACGGGAAGUGUAAGAAGAUCGAGGAGGGUCAGGAGUGUCUGCAGGGCAUGCGUCUGCGCCAGUACCACAUGCUGUGCGGGGCGCUGCUGCGCGUCUGGAAGCGCGUGGCUGACGUGGUCUCUGACAUCACCAGCUCCAGCAUCCUGCAGAUCGUACGCCUCAAAACCAAAAAUAGUAACAAACAAGUUGGUAUCAAGAUCCCAGAGAACUGCGUGGCCCGUGUGCGGGUGGAGCUUCUCAAAAUGGACGAGGAGGUAAAGAGGAGGCGCAAGGAGAGGGAGCAGCAUGCCCAGGAGCAGAGGCUAGCCCAGGAGCGGCAGCUCAAACAGCAGCUUCAGGACAAACACCUGCUGGCCAAGCUCCACAGCCAGCCCCAGAGCCUGUCUCAGUCUUUACCGGUCAAGCCUCUACUACAGCCCAAACCUCCACAGCUCAAACCCCAGCCCAGCCUGGUCAACCUGCUCCCCAGCAUGUCCAGCCUCUUCUCCCACUUCCCCCACCACUUCCCCUCCCUGCCCCCAAUGCAGACCGCCCCCACCUCCACCACCAAGCCCUCCCGGGUCGGGGAGGAGGUGCUGGACCUGACGGUGAGCUCCUCUCCCUCCCCAGACAGCACAGAGGGAGGCCUGGGCCUGGUCAGCCUAACGGGGGGCUCCAUGGGGAGCUUCGGAGAGGCCUUUGGCCUGGAGUCUCUGAUAUCGCGGAGCGCACUCACCGCCCAGAACACUGCACACAUUCUGCAGCAACCUCUACAGCCACCGCUCAUUAAACAGCGGCAGCUACAGUCGCCACAGCAGAUACAACCACAGCUACAGCAGUGGUCAGAUCGGCCUUUAAUCAACAGCGCCCACCAGGACUACUAUAUCCUUAACCUGAUGGACCAUCCAGACUCUCUGCCUUACUCUCUCUCCAGCCAGACAGCUACUAACCCCUCCUCCUCUUCUACCUCCUCCUCUUCCUCCAACACAGUGGCUCACGUCAUGUCCGGCCACCUCUCGUCCCCCUCCACCCCCUCCUCUCUCUUCUCUUCGGCCCUGGCCCCCUCAGAACAGCAGCCCCUCCCUCUAGCCAACAGCCACUGCAGCACGGACACACUCAUCAACGCGCGCGAGGUCCUGGACAACAUGAUGCGGACCAGUGCGGACCGCCAGACGGUUAUCCAGUACCAGCCGAACGAAUGGGACUCUGCGUAACAACCUUUUCAGUGUGGCUGUCUGUCUGUGUGUCCUCUAGCUGCCGAGGACACAGACCCCUCCUCCCCUCUCUCCUCAGGGCCUAGUCACAUCACUGCCUGUCUUGUGCUCUUCUCCUCCCCAUCCGUCUCCAGGCUCUGGAUCCACAGGCCAGGGGCACGUUCACUAGACCAAAUGGUGUGGUCUCGUUCAGAAAUGGUGAACGAAGGACCCGGGUGGAAUUGGCCGGGUCCCUUCAUUGAGAGAGAGAGAGAGAGAGAGAGCGGGGGGCUCAAAACCACCGUUUCUACUCCAAGGCUUGACUCCAUGAAGAAACACAAUUCCACCUUGGUUUGAUUUCGUUUUUAAGAAUAUCAAAAGCGCAUGUGCUUUUUAAACGAUCCAACCACGGUUGGAAUUGUGUUGGUUUGUUGAGGAAAUCACAAUGUAGAAACAUAUUUUUCUAUAACCACAGCUUCCCCUACUGGUUAUGUUGGGUAUCAUUGGUAAUAAUUGGCUGGCUUCCAACUGCCUUUCAUGCACAUCUGUUGCGCGUUUGUUUUUCUGUGUUGCCUCAUCGCCAUUGCAUCGACUGGAAUUGGGCUAUCUUGCAAAGCUUGGUUUGUUCAAACCAAGGGCUCCACUCAAAAACAUCAAACUGGAAAAAUCAACACAGGGCAGAUUGGUUCGUAGGGGUGAAAUGUUUUAGUUUUAGCCCCGUCCUCUCCCUCGUGUCCCCCUUUCCCUGCGGUUUCUAUCAUCACUCGCUCCUGUGUCUCGUUUGAAAAAAGAAGGGAGGGGGAAAAGAAAACAGUCUGCCAUUGUAACAGUGCCUUUGGAAACCUACUCAAAUGCAGUCUUCAAAACCCAUAUAGGCCUAAUGUAUAGAUUUAUAAUCGAAGCAUUGGCAUCUUAAUUUAUUAUAUUUGUAUUUAACUUACUCCCCCCCCCUUACCCCACUGUUGGGUCUAUGCUGGUGGCAGGUGCCAGGGCUAGCCCCCACGCCACAACCCAGUAUGUGUAUGUCUGUCUGUGGACCCUACACUAUAACGGUCUCUUCAGCCCAACGGCAGACUGUUCUAUGUGGAACCCUGCUUUCCCAGGCCUUGUGAUAGACAAAGAACAGGGGUUAGAUGGGAUAGACACUGCUCGUUUAAUGCAAUUGGGUGGAUGGUUUUAAAAUGGUGUCAAAUAUCCUACUUUAAGUCUACACAUUCAUCCAACGAUGUGACCCCUGGUUUGCUUUUGAUUUGAAGUUCUCAGGAAAGUCUCGAGUGCAUUUGUUAUUUUGUUUUGUUCAACUUUCUGACCAAUAUUGAUAUGAAUAUUUGUUUUAGCCCAUAUUAUAUGUAUAUCGUAUAUAUUACAUUUCAAAAUAUGUGCGAUCUGGCUGUCUUUGUGAAAUGAAUGCACUGUAAUUGGUUCAUGAAAAGCCUGGGUAAGUUCAACCAAUCAAAAGCAAUAAACAACACAUUUUGAAUAGCAGAUGUUUUAGAAGUCUAAGUACUGUUUAUGCUCCACAGCCGAAGGUUAUAGAUUCACCUGUGCAUGGUAAGAAUUGUAUUCCUCUUUAUUUCUGUUCUACUCGUAGUCUGUAGUUCAAGACAGCUGAAAUACUUAUGAACUUUGUAUAAACAUUGUGAUGGGAUAAAAGCAAUGUGCUCUUGAUGUUUUUGUCAUCCUUGUUAUUAUGAUCAUUAUAAUUGUUAUUUAUAUUUAAGGGACAUUUAGUUUUUAGAUUGUUAUCCUGAUGAUACUUUAGGUCAGGGACGUUUCUAGUUUAAGAUUACUAUAAAAACAAAACAAUUAGUUUAUAACCUGCCACCAAAUAAUAUUGCACUGUGCUGUACUGCUGUACAGGGUUGUUGGUUUGUUUCUUUUCAGUUAUUUUAUCUGAUUCUGCUUGUGACUUAAGUAGAAUCGUUCCAACUUUUACAGCUUCUGCCAGGACUUUAGAAUGCAAA